AUAUAUACGUGUGGAGUUCCAACAAAUGCACUGUUAAACAUUAUUUACAUUCUUUUUUAAAAAUUAAAUAUCGGAAACAGGUUCAGGUAGCAUUUCUAAAUAAAUAGGGGAGAGACAACAUGAAAACAGCAGCUAUUUUCCUGCUGGAUAAUCUUUGUUCAAUACCACCAUGCUUUGGUAUCCAAGUCAACCUAUAGUUUGUUACCUGAUAGCGGGUCAAUAGGUCAUUUAUUUCUACUGUGUACACAGGAUACAGAAUAAACUGGAGAAAAUCAAUACCUUCACCACGACGGCAGAAUACCUUAGACCAAACUUUAGUUCAAUGAGAGGCGUGUUCUUAAACUGACAGUGAAUGGCACCAGAAGUAACAGCUUGAUUAGCAAUGUUAUUUCAUAAUCUCAGUGUGCUGGUGGGGUGGGGUACAGGGUGUGGAGGGAACAAAUCUAUCUGUUCUGUUGAACAGAGGUCACUGGUAGAAAUAAAAUCCUAUUAAUCAGUCGAGUGCUUGUGUAAAUCAACAAUUGGCACAAGGCUGCUAUUGUAAACUGUUUCUAAUCCAUUGUAAAUGUCCCUGUUCUGUGCUACCGUGCUGAGGACAUACAAACCUGCCGUCAGCACUUAAACCUACUAAAUGGCUUGGAAGCAAUGGAUUUGGAAAUCAAUACAUACCAAGGAUAAAUGUUAAUACAAAGGAUAGUUUUAUUUUAUACGUUUGAAUCAUUUGCCUUUUAUAAUCAUUUUAAAAAGUUAAAUUGAUGAAGGGUUUGCGGAAUGACUACCGGCUGGAGAAGGCAAAUCUAACCACUCUCAAUAAAAGGCUAAUUGUAAUUGUAAUUGUAACUAAUUGUAAUUGUAACUAAUUUAUUAGCCAAGUGUGUAAAAAACAUACAAGGAAUUUGAUUUGCUGCACAGUCAUUCCAAAAAAGCAACAAGACACACAACUACACUAAAAUUAACAUAAACAUCUACCACAAUGCACUGUGAUGGAAGACAAGAGCGUAUCAUCUUCCUAAUUGUGGAAAGAAUAAGAAAAUAACCGAAUAAUUACAACUAAAUAUGCACAUGCAUGGAAUGAUAAAUGAACAAACUCUAGUCUGUAUGAAAAAAAACAGGAUUAUGUGGUUUGGAGUCUUAUGACCUGUUAUUAUGCAUCCAUUUGGACGUGGGGAGUAUGCAGAGGAGGGCGUCUACUCCGAGGGUCGCCAUCUCUGUACAGACGAUAAAAUAUUAGGCGAGAUUUAGUUUUAGGUUUUUUUAAUUUUAGAGUUACAGCGCGGAAACAGGCCCUUCGGCCCACCGGGUCCCGCGCCGACAAGCGACACCCGCGUAUUAACAGUAUCCUACACACACGGGAAAAUGUUUACAUUUACCAAGCCAAUUACCUGUGCGGCUUUGGAGUGUGCGAGGAAACCGAAGAUCUCUGAGAAAACCCACGCAGGUCACGGGGAGAACGUACAAACUCCGUACAAGCAGGUGGGAUCGAACCCGGGUCUCCGGCGUUGCAAGCGCUGUAAGGCAGCAACUCUACCGCUGCGCCACCGUGCCGAGAUAUUGGUGAAUAUUAAAUAUUGGUAGAUAUUUCUUCUCUCAGUGAUGAAUUUGUAAUAUUACCAGGAAAAACAGUGGAGAACAAUCUCUGAAUAGUUGAUGGGAGGGGCAGAUUUCUCGACACAAAUCGCAUCCAGGGAUUUGGGGCUGUAUUAGAGUGGGGGGAAGAACAUGAAUAUGUUAUAGAGAUAGAGACUAUACCAUGAAGGCAUAGAACGACGUGCGGGCUCGCAAUGCCUACUACCCCAGCCUCUAUUUUCUCUGUUGCUUGAUUUCCUCUUUUUUAAGGCAUUGAUUUCAACGUAUAUGUCAAACACGUGUGAUAUGUACAUGCCCACCCACGCAUUUCCAUAUCGACAUACAAUAUACCGCAGUACGUUAUAUCCCCUCUUACCUGAUUAUUUUGCAGAUGUAAUAUGUCCAAAGUUCAUUGGAACAGUGCAAUUGAUGUUUCGAACUCAUUGCAUACAAAUUCUGAUUCUACUCUUUGCUCUUUACAACCAUUUUCCAAGAGUUAGAUAGUUGCAGUAGAAACAAGCGGAUGUGCAGAAACUCAGCCAGAUUAUUAUCACGGUAUAUUGUUCCCUAUUGCUAUGGUUCACAUAAGAUGCAUUGCGUUUUUCUAAGAAAAGCAAACGCUCAUUUGUUCUCGACCCGCCAAUAAUAGACUGACAAAUAAUCACAUGACAAAGAACCAGGUAGAGAGUUUGUGACCAGGUGUGAGCAUACGAUCUACGUAGAUGUUAGAACGCGUCUCAGUUAUGGAUUGCGACGUGGACUAUUUCGAAAGUGCCUGCCAAUACCAGGGACUGGAAUACACGCAAGAUCCACCUGCCUGCAUCUACGAUGGGAAUCCGCAGCCCCCUCUCCUCGGGUCGUGCUUGGGCGAUUUCAACCAGCAGAAUUUGACGGAUUUCACCCCCUACGGCAGUCCGGCAGAUCUGAACUCUUGCCACCUUCCCCAGGUGAAUUUUCUCAACGCCGAGUACGCGGAGAACCGUGAACCUCAGGGGCGCUACCCGUUCCCUUGGAUGAAAAAUACUAAAUCGCAUGCCUAUGCUUGGAGCGAUCAGUGGGCAGGAAACAGCCACCCGAUGGACGGGGAUGAAAGCAAAAGAACUCGAACGGCCUACAGCAGGGGUCAGCUGUUGGAACUGGAAAAAGAGUUCCACUUCGCCAAGUACAUCUCCAGGCCCCGGCGGGUGGAACUCGCCGCGUUGUUGAAUCUCACCGAGAGGCACAUCAAAAUCUGGUUCCAAAACAGGAGGAUGAAAUGGAAGAAGGAAGAAGCGAAAGGGCAAGUCAAGACCAUUACAAGCAAAGCAAAACGCACGCUAUGCGAAAACUAUGCGGGAGAGGAGUUUGAAGGGAGUUACUCCGAAAACUCAUUCAAUAAGACAAAUAAUGAUUUUUCAGUUACUUCGAUGAAUAGCGAAGUUGGACAUCUACUAUUAGCACAGGAAUUACAUUUUUAACACAUCCUUCUAAAAAUAUAUUGAUUAUUGAUAUUCUUGAUGGUAAAUGUUGUAACAUUUUAUCAGUUAUUCAAUAUGGCCACACU
This is a messenger RNA of Leucoraja erinaceus (little skate), 3109 nucleotides long. RefSeq names its product pancreas/duodenum homeobox protein 1-like. The transcript has 2 exons. Gene Ontology annotation, biological process: regulation of transcription by RNA polymerase II. Gene Ontology annotation, molecular function: RNA polymerase II cis-regulatory region sequence-specific DNA binding; DNA-binding transcription factor activity, RNA polymerase II-specific. Bases 2289 to 3023 code for a protein of 244 amino acids. Lineage: Eukaryota; Metazoa; Chordata; Chondrichthyes; Rajiformes; Rajidae. Gene Ontology annotation, cellular component: nucleus. The record is from RefSeq and is a predicted model, not a curated record.